UUAGUAAUAAGGCUUUUGGUGUGAGUUAAAGUUACCCGGAGGACAGGUGUCAUCCACGCGACCAUUGACGUUAGUGUUGGUUUCAUAGACACUGUGUAUAUUUUCCACCAUUUCUCAUCGCUGAAGGAUCCAUAUUGGAGGAAAUUUUCAGCUAUGGAGGACACCAAAAAAAGAAAAUUGACUUCUGAUGAUCCAAGUGUCUGGCUGAAAUGGUUCGAGGAAAUGAGUGAAGAAGAAAAUGAGAAGGAUGAAGAAAGUUGUUCCGAAAUUGAAGCAGAUAUUUUAGAAGAAAGUCCACAUGAAACUGGAUCCGAGCAAGAGGCGGGUGAUUUAGAAAGCGAUAACGACUGUGAUGACAUCAGCGACAGUGAGUCGGAAAAUUUUUACAUCGGUAAAGAUAAAUUUACUAAAUGGUGCAAAGUUAAGCCUCGACAAAAUGUAAGAACACGUUCCUGCAACAUAAUCAUUCAUUUACCUGACCCAAGAAGAGAAGCGCAUGGCGUGCAGAAAGAAAUAGAUAUUUUGAAAUUCUUUUUAGACGAUAACGUUUUUCGCAUGAUUGUUGCUUCAACAAACAUCAAAAUUGGAGUUGUGCGAGAAAAAUAUUGUAGGGCUCGUGACGCCGCUGAUACGGAUGUGACUGAAAUUCGCGCAUUCAUUGGACUAUUGUACCUUAUCGGAUCGUUGCGUUGCUCCAGAAAAUACAUGCACGACUUGUGGGAUAAUUCAAGAGGCAAUGGACUUGAAUCGUGUUAUUUGAAGAUGAGUGAGAACCGUUUCAAGUUUUUGCUGCAAUGUCUACGAUUCGACGACAUACGAGACAGACAUAUGCGAAAAGAAGUUGACAAAUUGUGUUCGAUCAGAGAUUUGCAUGAACUAUUAAUAAAUAAUUUCCAAAGAUACUUCUGCGCCAGUGAGUAUUUGACAGUAGACGAACAGUUAUUAGCUUUCAGGGGAAAUUGCUCGUUUCGCCAGUAUAUACCGAGCAAACCGGCUAAAUAUGGUUUGAAAAUUUUUGCUUUAGUUGAUUGUAAAACUGGCUACACUAUAAACUUAGAACCCUAUGUUGGAAAACAACCGGAAGGUCCAUAUCAAGUGGGUAACUCUGGAGAAGAAAUUGUAUUACGCUUAUGUAAUCCUGUUGAAGGCACGAAUAGGAAUAUUACUGCUGAUAAUUGGUUUACGAGUGUUACGGUAUCUGAAAGACUGCUAUUAGAGAAAAAACUCACAUACGUUGGAACAAUGCGCAAGAACAAACGCGAGAUACCUAAGGAAUUUUUACCCAAUAGAAGUAUUCCUGCGAAAUCGUCAAUUUUUGGAUUUGGCAAGAAUAGUACCCUAGUAUCAUAUUGUCCUAAGAAGGGUAAAAGUGUAAUUCUUCUCUCGAGCAUGCAUUUUGACGAUACUAUAGAUGUAUCUACCGGUGAUCAUAAAAAGCCGGAAAUUGUAACCUUUUAUAACAUGACGAAAGUGGGUGUUGAUUUAGUUGAUCAGCUGUGCCAGAAAUAUGAUGUAUCAAGAAAUACUCGACGAUGGCCUCUAGUUAUGUUUUACAACUUGUUGAACAUAUCAGCGAUCAACGCAUUCGUCAUAUACAAAGCCAAUACUCGAGAAUCAAGACAAAUUCAAAGGAGGAUUUUUCUACAAAACAUUAGCUGGGAGCUAAUUAAACCGCAAAUUGAACGUAGGACAGCAGUUCUAACGAUUCCAAAGGAAAUUAGACGACGAGCGCGUGUACUGCUACGCAUAGAAGAAUCAACAGUUCCUCAAAAGAGACCAGGUACCAUGCGGGGGGCAGAGGAACAAAACUAUAAGAAGAUGGUGCUGUAAGUGUCAAAUUUGGGCCUGUGGCGAACAUCUCACGGACAUAUGUCUACAGUGUUUGGAAAAUACAAAUUAACUUGUAAAAUAACUAUCAUGUAUGUAAUAAAAAUAUUUUUUGAGUUCUGUUGGUAAUUAAUACUUUCUCUAUACCAUCAGUAAUAAAUUCUGAUUACCUUGUAACACAAAAAGAUAUUAAAUCCGUAAGGUGGCCCUAAACAAACUGUGGAUGACCACUGUCAUCCGCGCGAUUGUGCCCGACCUGAACAUUGACGUGACCGCUGCACGGUUAAAAAAGUAGUCAAAAUUGCUUCAGUUAUCAUCGACCAAUUGUCACCGUAAUAUCGUCAGAGGCAACAUCGAAUAUAACUAUUACUGAAGUCACGGAUUAUAAGAAUUGAGUUGUUGCAACAAUCAACAACGUCUAGCUGUUUCUCAAACUGAAAAAAAAUUGUGUCAGAACAUCACCAACAUCAACAUUUGAAUUUAUGGAUAGUUGAGUUACAUGACAAAGGGAAGUUUUUUUUUCUUCCAGAAACCUAUAACUUUUUGAACCACGAACACACAGUAAUAAAGAGUGACCGGAGUCCUUUAUACGAUUUUUGCUUUCCUCUUUACUUCUUAUAAUUUCUUAAAUUACCAUCAAUUCGAAAAAUACAACAUGUACAACUUCUUCAGUAAAAGUGAAUUAUUUCUAUAGCAAAAUUACUCAUAAAAUUUUAUACUACUAAUCUUAUAAACAUUUGCAUAACAUGCAAUGACAUUACAUGUAUAGAAAUACAUGCAUAAAAAUAAAUUUGUGUUAUAUAAAAAUAUGAUGUGUAGAUGUGAGCAAUACAACAUUAAAUAUACAUAACAACACUAAGUGAUGUUGAAUGUUGAUAACUGAAACAUUAAUUGUGAUUUAAGAUUAACUUACAUAAUUGAUUUUCAGAUAUUCUCUCGAUUCUCAAUAGACCUUGUGCAUAAUUAUCGUCAAGCUGUUUCAAUUUUUUUUAAGUUUCCUGUAAUUCUUGGCACAGAUCACAAUUUUUUCUUUGUUCCCGUGUUAUUCUUCUUUUUGAAUUACUAUUACCUCGUGACAUUUCUUUUACUUUUCGACAACUCUAGGACUAGUUGUUUUGGUCAGUGAUAUUCUUUUAUAGCCCUUGACAGAAUGGCAUGUAAAGUACAACAUUUUGCACAUCUAAUAUGUAUUCAAUUCAUAUGUCUCCAAACACUGGCGUCUUUGUAUGCACAUUCUGAAUGGGCAUAUGUGUACUGGGUUGUUGCAGAACCAACCAUGCAAAUAUAUUGUAGUGAGCACAAGUGUGUUUGUGUGCGAUCGUGCACACGUGUGGGUGAACGGCUUAUCGAUUCGCCGACUAGC
Agrilus planipennis (emerald ash borer) is the source of this 3190-nucleotide messenger RNA. RefSeq names its product piggyBac transposable element-derived protein 4-like. The transcript has 2 exons. Bases 154 to 1830 code for a protein of 558 amino acids. Lineage: Eukaryota; Metazoa; Arthropoda; Insecta; Coleoptera; Buprestidae. The record is from RefSeq and is a predicted model, not a curated record.